Messenger RNA from Laccaria bicolor S238N-H82, 5014 nucleotides. RefSeq lists its product as uncharacterized. The transcript is spliced from 11 exons. Bases 1 to 4374 code for a protein of 1457 amino acids. The record is from RefSeq and is a predicted model, not a curated record. Gene Ontology annotation, molecular function: Hsp70 protein binding. NCBI's taxonomy places the organism in Eukaryota, Fungi, Basidiomycota, Agaricomycetes, Agaricales, Hydnangiaceae.
AUGAAAGACCGUGCUGCUCUUAAGAUGCCAUUGAGCCACGUCAGAAAAUUAUAUCCUGACCAUCUCACCCCCCUCGAAGGAUUGUUUGGCUUCAAUAUCGUCGACACAGGUUCCUUUCCGGGAACAAUAUUCAUGCUUCCGCUCAGGAAAUCUUCUCACUACGAGGGUUUUGAAUACGUGUCACCCGAGCCUUGGAACCCAGAGAAGGUUCGAAGGGAGAUCAUAGAAGAUUUCAAGACUAUCGCCGCUGACUGCCUUCUCUUUACUGAAAUCGUGGGUAUAAGUGCAUCUUCCCGAAACGGAGGAGGUAUCAGGGAGGAGUGGUCAAUUAAUGCUGCUCGUGAAUCCCCCCUUUUGGAAGGGCAAUUUCGAUAUGGAAAACUGACCAUCUCCCACCUGCCCGCGACUGCUGUUCGCAACCCACGUACUUGGCAAGUUGCAACUCAAGCCGUUGCAGUAGAUAGUCUGCCGCAUGAGCUCUCCUCCGUACCAAAGCGGCAACCCAUCAUCGGACUUGCCGUGUCGUUGGAUAACAACCAUGAGCAUGGAAGGGACUCGCAUCGUUUUUUCUCGACUCUCCCACUGCCAACAUCGACAUCUCUUCCUGUCCAUGUAACUGCAUCGUUCGUUCUUUCUUCGGACAGGAGGAACAUUCGGAUCGAUGGGUAUGAUACCCUCGAGACAAAGUACAACAAAUGGUUACUUUCUACUGCUCUUCCACCUCUGUAUCUCUUCCUCCUCGCAAAACUCUCCUGCAUUGGAGAUAAUAAGCGCCAUUGGCCGGGAAAGACAGUUGAUGACAAUAUUUCUCAAUUCAUUACUUCAACCUUCUACUCGACUCAUCUCAAGACUUGCAAGCUGCCGGUGUUCCGUAGUAAAUUCUAUCCAUUUCCAGUCUAUCCAGGUCAAGCCGUCAUCUCUGGCAAUGAACCCGAAGCUGUCACUCAGGUCCUCGAAAUGAUCAAGCCUCAUGAUAUUGUCAAACUUUCGGCUCUUGUCCGCUCGCGAGUCAUCAAGGAUGCUGGUAUAUCGGCGGUCACACCACAAUAUGUCAAAGCCCAGAUUCUUUCUGACUCUAUCAAGUUCACAUCUACGUUGAACGUGAAGGAGAUCAGUAAUGUGGUCCGCUUCCUGGUCCAGGAUGGCGUCGAGGCUAUUGUUGGCAUAAAAAUACUCCCCCUCGAAGACGGUACCUUUGGCACCUUUAUGCCGAAAUCGAAUAGCACCUCGUACUAUGUCUGGAAAAAGUCCUAUGGGCCCCUUAUCUUCCCGCCCAAUCGCAUUGUCAACUCUGAGUUCCACCCAAAAGACUUGCAAAUUCUCAACUCGGACGUUGAUCUGAACGUAGCCUCACUCAACUCCGCCAAUCUCAGCUCACUCGCCAGAGAACUUUUACCAGGAGGUGAGGAGAUGAUGAUCACAACGCAACCGCCACUGGACUUUAUAACAUCUUUUUGGGAUGCAUACCCCCGCCUUGGCAUGAAUGUGACAGACAUUGACCUACUUCCGCUGGUCGCUACAAUGGAAGCGGGCCGUUUUGUUUCACUCUCCUAUUGUCGUUCAAAACCAGUAGUGCUCAGCAGUGAUGAUCUGUCUUUAUCAUGGCUUUGGGAUCUUCUUCAGCAGCUUGGAAUCUUGACCGUUCGAAAGGAUCACCUGCCCAGGGCUUUAAGAGCCAUCCUCCAAGGAAAGGAUUAUUCUACGUUCAAUCUGAACAAGUUGCUCUCCAUUAUGGAGCCGUUUAUUUCACAAGUUGUUGAGCGAAUCCUGUCGCUUGACGAACAGGUGCAACAUCAAUUCGCAUUAUGGCUUAGGCUCAAGCUCUCCUAUCAAAAACCUCCUCAAAAUCUAAUCAAUGUCACACGUAGCCUUCCUAUCUGGCCUGCAGCUUGCAAGAAUCAGCCGGAGAGGCUUUGCGCCGCUUCGCAAGUUCUACAACUUCCUUCUCGGCUGACCUUGCAAGUAGCUCGUUUCAUGAGAGUUCUGGUCUCUCAAGAGCCUACCCUCAAGCUGUUGAAUGCCGAAUCCAUAUCAUAUUUGCACCUAGAUUCGAAGUUAGAUUUGCCAGAGGUACUUGGAGUAAACGAUGAGGAAACUUACAAGGCUCUGUUGACAGCAUGGGUCAAUGGAUUGCCUGCGUCUGGCACACAACCGCUUCCUGUUCCCAACUGUAACCUCGUCGUACAGUUAUCAAAUACCCUCUACGCUCGCGACCCUCUCUUUGAGGCUGCUUUUGGACCAGGCUCUCCCUCAUUCGUUCACAGCCGAUUUCGUGACCUGGAGGUGGAUCUUCAUCGUCACGGCCUUCAACGUCAGAAUAAUCUCACCAUGCCGAUAUUCGCCGAUUGUGCACGCGCCUUGCAAAGCUCCCAGGACGACGCGGACAAGACAGCUCGAGCUGCAGUCGUGUUUGCCUCCUACAGCCAAGACCUUCCGCUUCACAUUGGCUCAGCCCAACAACAUCUAUGGCAUACCGUUGACAAUAUCCGAUUCAUACCUCGCAAGAUGAACGUUAUCCGAGAAUUGCAAUAUGUGCAACACCUACCGGAGGUAGUAUCACCAAACCAAUUAGUUCGCGAGGAGUUCGAGCACAUUGCUUGGUCUCAACGGGCCUUUUUCAAUGAGCAGCCUGACCAACGUGUUUUACUUGCUUACCCAGGGCUUGGAAAACCAACUGUUUCGGACGUGGUCACCCAUCUUCAAAUACUCAGCAAGCUCACGGAAAGCGAGACCUUGUUGAGAGACGUGACAGAGACGUACAAAUUUCUCAAUGAUAAUGCAGAGGCUGCUCGAAACGUUGUCCUUCAACACCACGAUGAGAAGAUCUUCCUCAACGUCGAUGACCCAUCCAAAGAUAAGUGGACGUGGGAGGCAGCUGAUAAUCUCGCGUUCAGUACCCAUGACAUUGAAGAGGUUCAGCGGGUCCGCCACUUCCUGACGCCCUUUAAGGAUCUACUGCUCUCUGCAGGGGUUGUCCCAGUCUAUCAACCUCCAGUAGCAGAUGCUUCUCCGUUGACUUCGGACAGUGUGCUCCUUCUACAAAUCAGGACCGGCUUUAACGAGAUGCGCAAGGCGAAGCAGUUCAUCGAUGUCGUUUUCAUUCCCUCCUCUGGACCCCAACUAGGGGAGGGCGAGAUCGAUCCUGAACUCGUUGCGCACCGGAACUUCCUGGCCGUCUACAGCGACUACUUCCGAGACGCUUUUUGUGGGGAUUACAAAGAGGCACUCGCGGCAUCAUCGAGCGAUCCUAUAAGGUUUCCUGUAGAUUAUCCAAAGCCAUGCAUUGCAGCCGUUUUGGAUUAUAUCUACUCCGGAACUUUCUUGCUUGCGGAUCUGCCUGACGAAGAAACAUUUCUAGCCUUGGAUGAUCUUUUGGAUAUCAUGAAGCUUUCGGAAUACUGGCGCCUUACGGGCCUGUUUGAAAUCGUUCAGCGGGAAAUUGCGACCAAGGGGCUCAUUGACCCCACGACGCUGGCUCAAACUUCCGAAGUCGCGAGUUCCAUUGGAGCGACAUUAUUGCUCAACUAUUGCACGGAGUACCAAAGUCACAACGUGGAACGUAGUCAAGAUCAACAUCAUGUUGCGUUCGGAGAAAGUCUACUCAGUUCAAGUUCAUCGUCAAGUGUCAUCGCCGCUUCGCAUGGAGGUUUGCAUGCCUCGGACACGGAGCAGUCUUUUCCUGUUGCGAUCUCAGGCUUGCUGUUAUUCUGGAGAUCGAUCGUCCCUGGCCCUUUUGAUGCCAUCACAUCUUAUCAACCACGUGCUUCCUUGCCCCGCCUUGAUGCAUCCCUGUUGUUCUUUCUCUUUUUUCCCUACCCUUCUUCAGCGCGCUUUCCUGCUGGCGGCUCGGUCUCCGCUAUCGACGUGGGCGUCGCAACUUUGACAUGGGCGUCGCCCUUUUUUUUUUUGCCCGUGCCCUCUUGCUUUGAUACCACUGCUCAUGACGAGAAUGGUGCAUGCAUCCACUCUGCUAUUCUCGCGCCCAUCUUGUCCCUGGUGCUGUCAAGUCUGUUGCUCUCUCGCGUCGUCUCUGCCAUUGAUGUGACCAUCCCUUUGCCCAUGCCCCUCGUGUUUUCUGCACCCCACAUAGGUUGCUACCCCUUUGCCCUUGGCGGCGAUAUGUUGCCAUAUUCAUUUUUCUCAAUCUGUUCGUUUGUAAGGUUAGUCUACAUUGAAGCAGCGAACUAUGCGAAACGCCCAGCGCUAGAAGUCAGCUUUGACUACUCAAGCCAACUUAGGAUGACCCCACAAUUGAUGGCGAGACUAUGCCCAAGAUCUAUCCUUCACUUACCCCGUUUCAUAGACUCAUAUGGAAAGCAAUGCGUUAUCAACAAUGAAGUUGCCCUGCUUGACCACGCCGCUGUUUACUCUUAAAACUAGUACGGUACAUCAUAAACAUUGAAUUCAGGUAUUAGGAUACGAGAUAUUUACUAAUUGCAAUCAAAGUAUGAGAUACAAGAUGUAUACGUUGCGUAAUUCAAAUGGUGAACAUGCUCCUUACCGCCAUUCCUGCUUCGCUGUCACCUGCUUCCAAGCUUUCGCACGCAGCCUGCAACUGAUGUCGGGUACGACAGCGGAUGGCUCAACAGGAACCAGCAACCCCAGACCCGUGGACGUGGUAUUCAUCAACAGCGGUGUGGUGUACCACCCGGCCUCCAAACCGCAUCAGCCACGAGCGCACAAGUAGCGGACUACCACGCGUGAACACCGUGCAGCAGACUGACCCUGCAAACAACUCAAAUAUGUGUUCACGGAGGCACCAGACUACUCCACCUGGGUGGUGUCCCACCUCUAACAACCAUGCGCGGGCUUCCUUCUUGAUCAGAGUCAGAUCUGAGGAUGGGAGAAGGCGGGGAGGGGAUGUGCAGAAGGAAGAAUGCGAGUGAAAUGAUUUUGGUGGGGUUGAGCAGGUGCUUGUGAUUAGUCGAGAGGAAGGGAAGGAGGAGGGAGAGGAAGGGGUGGGAGUGCUGCAAACGAGGAGUAGGCUUGAGGCUGCCCUGGAAAGACCUGUUUU